AUUUAAUUUCUCAACCUCUCAUAAAUAUCCCCUUCACUCUCUCCGUUUCCCGCUCCAACCUCAAUCACUCAACCAUCUCUAAAACAUAAACCCUACCCAAACGAAUUCAAAUUUCUAGGGUUUUAUUUCACAAUUUUGAUUCUUAACACAUGCAGUUAGGUUUAUUAGGGAGUUUCUCUUUCUCUUAUUCACUCUACUUGGCUUCUUGUACGCCAGCUAAAGUACAGCCAGUAAUGGCGGCUACUAGUGCUCUUUCCCUUACUCCCUACACUUUCUCCUGCAAUCCAAGGCAUAGAAAACGUUCAAUUUUUUGCUCUAUUGGCUCUCCUAACACUAUAGGUACACAUGGAUCUAAAGUUCCAAGUAAAAGAUCAGGAAGAACUGAAGGGGCUAGAAAAAGUAUGGAAGAUUCUGUUCAACGCAAGAUGGAACAGUUUUAUGAAGGGUCUAAUGGCCCACCGCUCCGUGUUCUUCCAAUUGGUGGUCUUGGUGAAAUUGGGAUGAACUGCAUGCUUGUGGGGAACUAUGAUCGCUAUAUUCUAAUUGAUGCAGGUGUCAUGUUUCCAGACUAUGAUGAGCUUGGCGUCCAAAAGAUUAUACCUGAUACCACAUUUAUCAAAAGAUGGAGCCACAAAAUUGAAGCAGUUAUCAUAACUCAUGGCCAUGAAGAUCACAUUGGUGCGUUGCCCUGGGUGAUCCCAGCUUUGGAUUCACAUACACCGAUAUAUGCAUCUUCAUUCACAAUGGAGCUUAUCAGAAAGCGUUUGAAGGAGAAUGGGAUUUUUGUUCCAUCUAGACUUAAAGUGUUUAAAACAAGGAGAAGAUUUACGGCCGGCCCAUUUGAAAUAGAGCCUAUCAGAGUGACACAUUCUAUUCCUGAUUGUUGUGGAUUAGUUCUUCGCUGUGCUGAUGGUACAAUUCUUCAUACUGGGGAUUGGAAGAUUGAUGAAUCACCAUUGGAUGGGAAAGUUUUUGACCGUGAAGCUUUAGAGCAACUCUCGAAAGAAGGAGUGACACUGAUGAUGAGUGAUUCAACAAAUGUACUGUCACCUGGAAGGACAACUAGUGAAAGUGUUGUAAGGGAUGCAUUAAUGAAGCAUAUUUCAGCUGCUAAAGGAAGGGUUAUUACUACCCAGUUUGCAUCAAAUAUACACCGCCUUGGAAGUGUUAAAUCUGCUGCUGAUUUAACUGGUAGAAAGCUAGUAUUUGUUGGCAUGUCCCUUAGGACAUAUCUGGAUGCUGCUUGGAAGGAUGGAAAGGCACCAAUUGAUCCGUCAACUCUGGUGAAAGUGGAAGAUAUUGAUAGCUUUGCUCCGAAAGAUUUGCUGAUUGUUACAACUGGUUCACAAGCAGAACCACGUGCUGCCCUCAAUCUUGCGUCCUAUGGAGGAAGUCAUUCCCUUAAACUGACCAAGGAAGAUAUUAUUUUGUAUUCAGCUAAGGUGAUCCCUGGUAAUGAAUCUCGUGUAAUGAAAAUGCUAAAUCGCAUAUCCGAGAUUGGAUCAACUAUAGUAAUGGGUCGGAAUGAAGGGCUACAUACAUCUGGCCAUGGUUAUCGUGGUGAACUUGAGGAAGUUCUUAAAAUAGUAAAGCCACAACAUUUUUUACCCAUACAUGGAGAACUGUUGUUUCUAAAAGAGCAUGAACUCCUUGGGAGAUCAACUGGCAUUCGACAUAGUACAGUUAUAAAGAAUGGAGAGAUGCUUGGUGUUUCUCACUUGAGGAAUAGAAGAGUACUUUCUAACGGUUUUAUUUCUCUUGGGAAGGAGAAUUUGCAGUUGAUGUAUAGUGAUGGUGAUAAAGCAUUUGGCACAUCUACCGAACUCUGCAUUGAUGAGAGACUAAGAAUUGCUACAGAUGGUGUUAUUGUGGUCAGCAUGGAAGUUUUACGUCCUCAAGAGAGUCUAAAUGAAUAUAGCUUGAAAGGAAAAAUAAGACUUACUACACGUUGCCUGUGGCUUGACAAAGGGAAGCUUUUAGAUGCAAUGUACAAAGCUGCCCAUGCUGCACUUUCAAGCUGCCCUGUUAGGUGUCCUUUAGCUCACAUGGAAAAAACUGUCUCUGAGGUGUUGAGGAAGAUGGUGAGGAAGUACAGUGGUAAAAGACCUGAAGUCAUUGCCAUUGCUGUAGAAAAUCCAACUGGAGUUAUCUCAGACGAGCUCAAUGCAAGGCUAUCUGGCAAUUCUCAGUUGGUUUUGGUCUCCCACAUUGAGAAAAGUGAAAGAACUGCCCUUGCAGUGAGAAUUGAAUUUGAAGAUCUACUUCCAGAGGAAAACACCACUAUUUCAAGUUCCAACUUUAUUGAAAGACUUCCUUCUGAUUCCGAGAAUUCAGAUGAUUUCUGGAAACCAUUCACCACAUCAUCUUCACCAAUUGACAAUUUGGUAAAAGAAGAUGGUUUGGUUCCACAAGAGGAGCAGAUAUUAAGUCUUGAAAAAGAUGAUUCUGAAGGCAGUGAAGAUGAAUCCUCAGAGAAGCGAAGUUCCCAGCGGAAGUCUUCCAAGACGAUGAAACGGAACAAAUGGAAACCUGAGGAGGUGAAGAAACUCAUUAAAAUGCGUGGGGAAUUGCGUAGUAGAUUUCAAGUUGUGAAGGGGAGAAUGGCUCUCUGGAAAGAAAUAUCAACACAUUUAAUGAAUGAGGGGUUUAAUCGCACACCUGGCCAGUGCAAAUCCCUAUGGGCAUCUCUGCUACAGAAAUACGAGGAAAGCAAGAGUGAGAAGAAAAGCCAAAAGAGUUGGCCAUUCUUUGAAGACAUGAAUAAAAUUUUAUCAGACUCUGAGCUGAUGACAACAGAAUGAUUGAAGAUGGAGGAUAAGAACAAUGUGUACUGAAUUAUUUAUCUUAAAAGUUUGGCUUGGCCACAUUGUUUGUAUCACAGGUUCAGCUUGUAGAAGCAGUGUAGUAAAGUUGGAAGAAUGAUAAAGGAGAAAUGGAUUUGUUUCAAAAUUCAAAGCCAGAGAGGCCUGCCUGUGAAUUGGGUAACCCUCCCCAUAUACACGCAAUGACAGACGAGGUUGAUUAAGUUUUGUAGUUAUAGAACCUUUAUGUAAAUUGGUUUCUCUCUCUAUCCUA
This is a messenger RNA of Pistacia vera, 3075 nucleotides long. Its product is annotated as ribonuclease J-like. Lineage: Eukaryota; Viridiplantae; Streptophyta; Magnoliopsida; Sapindales; Anacardiaceae. Bases 150 to 2801 code for a protein of 883 amino acids. The record is from RefSeq and is a predicted model, not a curated record. The transcript is spliced from 17 exons.